CAAUGAUGUUGGUGUUUUCGCUGGUUUUCUCCAUAUUAUGCUUUAAUUCGCAGCAUUAAACAAAUAAAUACAUAGAUAACAAAUAAUGAAGUACGUCUUGUGCAUUGUUUUACUUACCGUAUUUCUGGCGGUUUCAUGUUCGUCAGAACGCUUUUCUUGUUCUGGCAAAACUAGAGGAUGCACUCGUGAAUUGAUGCCAGUUUGCGUCAGAACGAAAGAUGGAAAUCUGAAAACAUUCAAUAACAAAUGCAUGUACUGCGAUGAAAAAGGAAUAAACGAGGUGGUUUUUACUCCGGGUAAAUGCAAAUGAGGAAGAACGACAAAAGCACAAAGACUGAGAUUGAUUCAAUCUGAAUAUGUGAAUUAAUAC
Styela clava is the source of this 370-nucleotide messenger RNA. The record is from RefSeq and is a predicted model, not a curated record. Lineage: Eukaryota; Metazoa; Chordata; Ascidiacea; Stolidobranchia; Styelidae.